AUGUGCCGUGAGGACGACUUCCCCAGUGUUGACGUCUCUCGCUCUAGUCGACUGUCCGAGUCUCGCAACCAACUUAUGAUGGGAUUGGACGCAGUGGAUGGUGCGGCGUAAGAGCCAAUAAGAUGAACAACUACAAGCAUAGACGGCGGUACUUGUGAGCCGACUCCGCACUCUUCCCGGUCAGCGCAUGUGCCAAGUCAUCCAGACCCCACUUCGGUCGACUGAAUCUGUUGUGCAGCUCCUUGAACUGUAAUGCACCGCGAAUAAAUGUUGCAAGACAAGUGCGUGUAGAGGAGAUGAAUGUGCUGGUUAGCUGGGUUUAAGUCUAGGACAUGGUGGUUUUCAAGCCCUAAGUUGCAUUGAUGUAAGGUAGGUCCAGAUUCAUUCGCCGCCAUCUCCCCUGCCUAAAAUUAGCCCCUUCACUUUGCUGGACCUAGGCUGGAGUUAAAUUCGUUUGUAGUUUAAGACUGACGACUAGGUAUGUGAGCUAAUGCUUGGCAUUUUGACUAAGGCCAGUCAUAAGGUUCAGUGUUAGGCCCUAUAUUUUGAAUGGUAGGGGGCGCUCACCGAUCGUUCUUAAGGAACUCACUCGUUCCGUUGUGCCUUGCGGACUCUCUCUCGAUCCCAACCAGCAGCCGCACAGCGGCGCAUGAUAUAGACAGAAUGGCAUUACCGACAAAUACCAGUCUCCCUUGUUUUUGUCGGUAAUGCCAUUCUGUCGGUAUAUUUUUAAUUCAAGCCUGAGUACAAUGUUGGCGUUCUUGUUUGCCUAUGCCAUCGGUUGGUGCUCAUACCGCCAACUAUUUGCAAUUUCGUUUACCCGCAAGUUUGGGUCCUAGAGGGUUGGGGGUCAUUCUAAGGGGGGAAGUGACGACAGGGGGUGCAUAUGCACAAAUAACAUAAAACACUCCCCGUCAAAAUUCUGAGUGAGACACCGUAGGUUCAAACGAUGCAAUCUAGGCCUUACUAGUCCGGAAGCAUUUCCAAAACACUGGAAGAUGUCCGAGAAUCACGAUGGAGGUGUUUUCCACCUAACUUGAAACAGGAUGCGGUAAGGAACAGAUCCCAGUCGCGGCAGUUUACCUCAUCGGAAACGCUAUCCACCCAAAAUUUGGCUUCCGAAAGGGCCACCAUCAAUUCUGUUUUCGUCCAUACUAUAAACGCCUGCACGAAUUCGCUUUCGUGGGACAAAAAGCCAGCCAUUACAGAAUUGAGUUCUUACUCUUUUUCCCUAGCCAGAGCAUAAGUCAAGAUGGUCACCAGUAUGCAAACUAAGCAGACUGCGCAGGACGGCAAUGAUAUAUCUCAUUCUCGACCGUUGCUACCAUGACAAACUAAAAAAGGAAUCUACUCAGCAUUCGGUAUCACGUAGGGCCUGUUUGACUAGGGCAAAGCAUUCUGGCCAGCGCAGUAUCCGCCAAGCAAACUUCCUUCACCCACCUGACCCCAAGAGCAAGACAAUGAUGAAACAGCCAUCGGUGGGUGCGAACACAGGCGAUGACAGAGCUAAGCAACCCGGCAGUGUGCCACACACAGUUGGGUUCGCACUCAACACACCCAGCCCUUGUAGGGGUGAUUCGGAUCUCACACGUGCGCGAACGUGCCGCAAAAACCACAUAAAACACUACGCCACACCAUGGCGUCCAGUGACGGGCAUCGCCAUCCCGAUAGUCAAAGCCAGACUUGGCCAAUUUGUAGGCUUACAGGUAGCAGAUGCAAGAAAAUGCCCAGCAUUCUGUCAACAAUGGUUCCGCGUAUCAGCAAGGCCCGAGUUGGUGCGGUCACACUGAGUGCGUUAUGCUUCGCCAUCGCUACAAGUCAAAGCAUUGCAACGUUACAUGCCGCUUGGAUUCCAAGAGAAGGAGGGUAGGGUGGUUAGUUAAAUUUCGCCCUUCCCACUCCGCAUUUCCACAAGAACUCCAGCUUAAACUAAUCAUUCCAAGUAAAUCCAAACAGUUCUCUGACAUCACAGCUUUGACCUGUAGUUCAAGUAGACAAGGCACAAGUAAGUGGCAACCUCUUUAUUGGCCAGCAGAAAAUGACGCACUAUGCGUGUUUACCAACCCCAACCCCAGCCUCCACAAUGAUGGUGGUGGCAGCAGUGGUGAUGAUGGUGGCAACAGCGACGCCAGCAACAUCCGUGGUGGUGAUGACAGCCACCCCACCAACCGCCGCCGCAGGCUGGAGACACUGCACCCUCGUCCUCCUUCGCACUGA
This is a messenger RNA of Spirometra erinaceieuropaei, 2217 nucleotides long. The record is from the annotation of a GenBank genome assembly. NCBI's taxonomy places the organism in Eukaryota, Metazoa, Platyhelminthes, Cestoda, Diphyllobothriidea, Diphyllobothriidae.